GGUACCAGAUCCACAAGUUCUGAUGUCUUUAAAAGGAUCAGCCUGGGCAAUAAGGCUCAUUUGAGAGCUGUGACAUUCACCUUGACUCUAGUGAAAGUCCAACAGCCCAUCCCCUUUUGGCUUCCAACUGGGCACCAUGAGGGCCUGUGUGCCCCUGAUAGUGGCCAUACUCUUCAGCCUGGCCUGGGCUGGAAAAUUAGAGUCCUGUGCAUCUCGCUGUAAUGAGAAAUUUCACAUGGACGCUGCCUGCCAGUGUGACCGCCAGUGUCCCCGGCAUGGGGACUGCUGUGAAGACUAUGAGCACGUGUGUACUGGAGAAGAGGGCCCCGAAGAGCCAGAGCCAUUCCUGGAGCUGGAGGAAGAGCCGGUGGAGGCCUCAGCUGGCCACCUGUACUCAGCACCCAGCUCCUGCCGGGACCGCUGCCACGAGGCCUUCGACAGGCACCAACCAUGCCACUGCAAUGCCCGCUGCCCAGAGUUUGGGAACUGCUGCAUGGAUUUCGAGAGCCUGUGUGGCCACGAGGGCUUCUCCUACAGCAGUGAUGCCAUAACCAAGGAGGAGCUACAGAGCAUCUCUGAGAAGAUCUACAGGGUAGAUGUCAACAAAGCCCAGAAGGAAGACAUCAUUCUCAACAGCCAAAACCGCAUUUCGCCCUCGGAGACCAGAGACCAAGUGGACCGCUGCCCAGAGCCGCUCUUCACCUACGUCAAUGAGAAGCUGUUCUCCAAGCCCACCUACGCGGCCUUCAUUAACCUCCUCAACAACUACCAGCGGGCCACGGGCCGUGGGGAGCACUUCAGUGCCCAGCAGCUGGCUGAGCAGGACGCCUUCCUCAGAGAGGUCAUGAGGACGGCGGUCAUGAAGGAACUCUAUGGCUUCCUCCGUCACCAGAACCGCUAUGGCUCCGAACAAGAGUUUGUCGAUGACUUGAAGAACAUGUGGUUUGGGCUCUAUUCAAGAGGCAAUGAAGAGGAGGACUCGAGUGGCUUUGAACAUGUUUUCUCAGGUGAAAUCAAAAAAGGCAAGGUCACUGGCUUCCAUAACUGGAUCCGCUUCUAUAUGCAGGAGAAGGAGGGCCUGGUUGACUAUUACAGUCACAUCUACGACGGCCCGUGGGAUUCUUACCCCGACGUGUUAGCCAUGCAGUUCAACUGGGACGGCUACUACAAGGAGGUGGGCUCAGCUUUCAUCGGCAGCAGCCCUGAAUUUGAGUUUGCGCUCUACUCCCUGUGCUUCAUUGCGAGGCCUGGCAAAGCAUGCCAGUUAAGCCUGGGUGGCUAUCCCUUGGCCAUCCAGACCUAUCCCUGGGACAAGUCCACCUAUGGAAAUGGCAAGAAAUACAUCGCCACGGCCUAUGUGGUAUCUUCUACUCGAUAGAGCUUGGAGCCCUAUGGGGCAUGAGAGCAGUGAGAGUUUCUGCAGGAUGCAGGGGCUAUCUGCUCUGGGCUGGAGGAGGCUAGAGGAGACUGAAAGGGAUUCCCAAGUCUAGAAAUGCCCUU
Lontra canadensis (Northern American river otter) is the source of this 1500-nucleotide messenger RNA. It is a transcript of the gene ENDOU, whose product is annotated as endonuclease, poly(U) specific. Lineage: Eukaryota; Metazoa; Chordata; Mammalia; Carnivora; Mustelidae. The record is from RefSeq and is a predicted model, not a curated record. Bases 137 to 1378 code for a protein of 413 amino acids. Gene Ontology annotation, biological process: immune response. The transcript is spliced from 10 exons. Gene Ontology annotation, molecular function: polysaccharide binding; scavenger receptor activity; RNA endonuclease activity.